This is a messenger RNA of Dipodomys spectabilis (banner-tailed kangaroo rat), 4684 nucleotides long. RefSeq names its product RNA polymerase III subunit A (gene Polr3a). The record is from RefSeq and is a predicted model, not a curated record. NCBI's taxonomy places the organism in Eukaryota, Metazoa, Chordata, Mammalia, Rodentia, Heteromyidae. Gene Ontology annotation, biological process: DNA-templated transcription. Gene Ontology annotation, molecular function: DNA binding; DNA-directed RNA polymerase activity. The coding region runs from base 144 to 4316 and encodes 1390 amino acids. The transcript is spliced from 31 exons.
GUGUGGCGCUCUACGGUGGCCGUGGAGGUGCGGCGGCGGCUGUAACCCCGAGUUCCUUCGCGCCGCCCGGGGUGGGGGGUGCCGGAGCCGUCCUUGUCCCCAAGCCGAGUCCCCACGUGGGGGACUCCCGGGCGCCCGGCACCAUGGUGAAGGAGCAAUUCCGGGAGACGGAUGUGGCCAAGAAAAUAAGCCACAUCUGUUUUGGAAUGAAGUCUCCUGAGGAGAUGCGCCAGCAGGCACACAUCCAGGUUGUGAGUAAGAAUCUGUACAGCCAGGACAACAGUCACGCCCCCUUGCUCUAUGGGGUGCUUGAUCACAGGAUGGGCACGAGUGAGAAGGACCGUCCUUGUGAGACCUGUGGGAAGAACUUGGCUGACUGUCUAGGCCAUUAUGGGUACAUUGACCUGGAGCUGCCAUGCUUUCACGUGGGGUACUUCAGAGCUGUCAUCGGCAUCUUGCAGAUGAUCUGCAAGACCUGCUGUCACAUCAUGCUGUCCAAAGAAGAGAAGCAGCAGUUUCUGGAUUACCUAAAAAGGCCUGGCCUGACCUACCUCCAAAAGCGAGGCCUAAAGAAGAAAAUCUCAGACAAGUGCCGGAAGAAGAACAUUUGCCACCACUGUGGGGCCUUUAAUGGUACUGUGAAAAAGUGUGGCUUAUUGAAGAUAAUUCAUGAGAAAUACAAAACCAACAAAAAAGUGGUGGAUCCCAUUGUGUCAAAUUUUCUUCAGUCCUUUGAAACAGCCAUUGAGCAUAACAAAGAAGUAGAGCCGCUGCUGGGAAGAGCACAGGAAAAUUUGAAUCCCUUAAUAGUUCUGAAUUUGUUCAAACGAAUCCCAGCUGAAGAUAUUCCUCUCCUUCUGAUGAACCCGGAAGCUGGAAAGCCCUCAGAUUUGAUUCUCACCCGACUUCUGGUGCCUCCCUUGUGUAUCAGACCCUCCGUCGUGAGCGAUUUGAAGUCUGGCACCAAUGAAGAUGAUCUGACAAUGAAAUUGACAGAAAUCAUUUUCCUGAAUGAUGUCAUUAAAAAGCAUCGAAUCUCUGGAGCCAAGACACAGAUGAUAAUGGAAGACUGGGAUUUCCUGCAGCUGCAGUGCGCCCUGUACAUCAACAGUGAGCUCUCAGGCAUUCCCCUUAACAUGGCGCCCAAGAAGUGGACCCGUGGAUUUGUCCAGCGCCUGAAAGGGAAACAGGGUCGAUUUAGAGGCAAUCUGUCAGGAAAGAGAGUGGAUUUUUCUGGUAGAACAGUCAUCUCUCCUGACCCCAACCUCCGGAUUGAUGAAGUAGCUGUACCUGUUCAUGUGGCCAAAAUCCUAACUUUUCCUGAGAAGGUGAACAAAGCAAACAUCAAUUUUCUGAGGCAGCUGGUUCGAAAUGGCCCUGAUGUCCACCCAGGAGCCAACUUCAUCCAGCAGAGACACACUCAGAUGAAAAGGUUUUUAAAAUAUGGAAAUCGGGAAAAGAUGGCUCAGGAACUCAAGUUCGGCGACAUUGUGGAGAGACAUCUUAUUGAUGGAGACGUGGUGCUGUUCAACCGGCAGCCCUCAUUGCACAAAUUGAGCAUCAUGGCCCACUUGGCCAGGGUCAAGCCUCACCGGACCUUCAGAUUCAAUGAAUGUGUUUGCACACCCUACAAUGCAGACUUCGAUGGUGAUGAAAUGAACCUUCAUCUGCCUCAGACGGAAGAAGCCAAAGCAGAGGCCCUUGUUCUCAUGGGGACCAAAGCUAAUCUUGUAACCCCACGGAAUGGGGAGCCCCUCAUUGCUGCUAUUCAGGAUUUUCUAACAGGUGCCUAUCUUCUUACCCUCAAGGACACUUUCUUUGACCGAGCCAAAGCUUGCCAAAUCAUUGCUUCAAUAUUAGUUGGCAAAGAUGAGAAAAUUAAAGUGCGCCUGCCACCCCCUACGAUAUUAAAGCCUGUCACCCUGUGGACUGGAAAGCAGAUCUUCAGUGUCAUCCUCAGACCUAGUGAUGACAAUCCUGUGAGGGCCAACCUCCGAACCAAGGGCAAGCAGUACUGUGGCAAGGGGGAAGACCUGUGUGUCAAUGAUUCCUAUGUUACAAUCCAGAACAGCGAGUUGAUGAGUGGUAGCAUGGACAAAGGAACCCUGGGAUCAGGGUCCAAAAACAAUAUCUUCUACAUUUUGCUGCGAGACUGGGGGCAGAACGAAGCAGCUGACGCAAUGUCACGGCUUGCCAGGCUGGCUCCCGUCUACCUGUCUAACCGCGGGUUCUCUAUUGGGAUCGGUGAUGUCACCCCUGGCCAAGGACUCCUGAAGGCCAAGUAUGAGUUGUUGAAUGCUGGCUACAAGAAAUGUGAUGAGUACAUCGAGGCCCUGAACACAGGCAAGCUACAGCAGCAGCCUGGCUGCACUGCUGAGGAAACACUAGAGGCCCUGAUCCUGAAGGAAUUAUCUGUGAUCCGAGACCAUGCUGGCAGUGCCUGCCUCCGAGAGCUGGACAAGAGCAACAGCCCCCUCACCAUGGCCUUGUGUGGCUCCAAAGGCUCCUUCAUUAACAUAUCACAGAUGAUUGCCUGUGUGGGACAGCAAGCCAUCAGUGGCUCUCGAGUGCCAGAUGGCUUUGAAAACAGGUCCUUGCCUCACUUUGAAAAACACUCAAAGCUCCCAGCUGCCAAAGGCUUUGUGGCCAAUAGCUUUUAUUCCGGGUUAACACCAACCGAAUUCUUCUUCCACACAAUGGCUGGUCGGGAAGGUCUAGUGGACACAGCCGUAAAAACAGCUGAAACAGGAUACAUGCAGAGAAGGCUGGUCAAAUCCCUGGAAGACCUUUGCUCCCAAUAUGAUCUGACAGUCCGAAGCUCCACUGGUGAUAUUAUCCAGUUCAUCUAUGGGGGCGAUGGCUUAGAUCCUGCAGCCAUGGAGGGGAAAGAUGAGCCUCUGGAAUUUAAAAGAGUUCUGGACAACAUCAAGGCAGUGUUCCCCUGUCAGAGUGAGCCUGCUCUCAGUAAAAACGAGCUCACGCUGACCACCGAGUCCAUCAUGAAGAAGAGCGAGUUCCUCUGCUGCCAAGACAGCUUCCUGCAGGAAAUAAAGAAAUUCAUUAAGGGAGUUUCUGAAAAGAUCAAGAAAACCAGAGAUAAAUAUGGCAUCAACGAUAAUGGCACAACAGAGCCCCGAGUACUGUACCAGUUGGACCGGAUCACCCCCACCCAAAUAGAGAAGUUUCUGGAGACCUGUAGGGAUAAGUACAUGAGGGCACAGAUGGAGCCAGGCUCCGCGGUGGGUGCGCUCUGUGCCCAGAGCAUUGGCGAGCCAGGCACCCAGAUGACCCUGAAGACUUUCCACUUUGCAGGUGUAGCCUCCAUGAACAUCACCCUGGGCGUGCCCCGGAUCAAAGAGAUCAUCAAUGCCUCCAAGGCCAUCAGCACUCCGAUUAUCACAGCACAGCUAGACAAGGAUGACGAUGCGGAUUACGCCCGCCUUGUGAAAGGCAGAAUUGAGAAAACCCUCCUGGGGGAGAUUUCAGAGUAUAUUGAAGAAGUGUUUCUUCCCGAUGACUGCUUUAUUCUCAUCAAGCUUUCUCUGGAACGGAUCAGACUUCUGAGACUGGAAGUAAAUGCUGAGACCGUGCGCUACUCCAUCUGCACGUCCAAGCUGCGUGUGAAGCCAGGUGACGUGGCUGUCCAUGGGGAGGCUGUGGUGUGUGUCACCCCCAGAGAGAACAGCAAGAGUUCUAUGUACUAUGUGCUGCAGUUCCUGAAGGAGGACCUCCCCAAGGUGGUGGUGCAAGGCAUCCCAGAGGUGUCCAGAGCUGUCAUCCACAUCGACGAGCAGAGUGGGAAAGAGAAGUACAAGCUUUUGGUAGAAGGCGACAACCUGCGGGCAGUCAUGGCCACCCAUGGUGUAAAGGGCACCCGGACCACCUCUAAUAACACCUAUGAGGUUGAGAAAACACUGGGCAUCGAGGCUGCCCGGACCACUAUCAUCAACGAGAUCCAGUACACAAUGGUCAACCAUGGCAUGAGCAUUGACCGGAGGCACGUGAUGCUGCUCUCUGACCUGAUGACCUAUAAGGGUGAAGUCCUGGGCAUCACGAGGUUUGGCCUGGCCAAGAUGAAGGAGAGUGUGCUGAUGCUGGCCUCCUUUGAGAAGACCGCUGACCAUCUCUUUGAUGCAGCCUACUUUGGGCAGAAGGACUCUGUGUGCGGAGUGUCGGAAUGCAUCAUCAUGGGAAUCCCCAUGAGCAUCGGGACGGGCCUCUUCAAGCUGCUCCACAAGGCCGACAGGGACCCGGACCCCCCCAAAAGGCCCUUGAUCUUCGACACAAAUGAGUUCCACAUCCCCCUUGUCACAUAGAAGAGGAGACCAUACCUGACCUUUCCCCCUUGCCCGUCUACAGCUGGAAGAGCGUUCUGCUUCCUGGGACAAGCCCAGAGGCUCCCGUCUGUGCUGGUGGUUGGAGAAGACCCUGGAGUCCCACAGUGCCACUCCUCAUAUAGGGAGCAGCCCAUGCCUGCUGCCACCUGCACUACAGUUUGGGAAAACUCGGGCUUUGUUUGUUACCUGUCUAUGGGUGGUCCAGCCAGGCAUCCUUGCCCAUCCCAGCGUGCUGUGUCCCCUCUUCCAGCCUCACACAGGCUAGGACAUGUUACUGGUUUUCCAUUCCUCAAUUGUGACAUACUCGUGUAAAUAAUGUUACUACUAUUUAUUUGUUCCUUUUGAGA